This is a messenger RNA of Mycotypha africana, 4815 nucleotides long. RefSeq lists its product as uncharacterized. The record is from RefSeq and is a predicted model, not a curated record. The transcript has 6 exons. Gene Ontology annotation, biological process: transmembrane transport. Gene Ontology annotation, cellular component: membrane. Gene Ontology annotation, molecular function: ATP hydrolysis activity; ABC-type transporter activity; ATP binding. Lineage: Eukaryota; Fungi; Mucoromycota; Mucoromycetes; Mucorales; Mycotyphaceae. The coding region runs from base 1 to 4815 and encodes 1604 amino acids.
AUGGACCGUCUUGAUAUAAGUGCCCUUUUAUCAGGCAUUUUAGCGCUUAUCAUUUGUUCAAGUGCUGUGAUUUUGGCAGUACAACGUUCACAUUUACAUAGAUCGCAAUCAACAGAUUCAGCACCUCUCCGGUUCGAUCACAAACGAGAUCUAUCAGCUCCUCACAAUGACGAUACCCAUCGCUUGACGCGAAUUACUUUUGGCACCAUAAUACUCUCCGCUUUAGCCGCUCUAACGUUUUAUAAAGUUGUUAACAGUCAAGAACCGAGCAAUUGGACUGUUAUUGCUGUUGCUUGUACUCAAUUUAUCGCUUGGUUGUAUACAACUGUUUUAGUCCUAGUGUCACGGCGCUAUUGUCUCCCGAAUGACUGGGGUUGGACUUUAAAUGUUCAUCUGUUUAUAAUCUAUAUUGUCUUCUGGUCUAUUGCGGCGCAAGACUUAUACGAAGCUUAUGUCAAUAGUCCGUCAGAAUCAUGGAUCCAUAUGCUUCCAAAUAUUUUGUCCGUUUUGAUUGGAACUGAUCUCGUUUAUACAACCGCUACAACAGAACGUGGUCCACCUUUCGUCGAUGACGCGGGGAAGCAAGUGGCUGGUAUUAAUGUUGCAUCUAUUUUUUCGUAUUUUUAUUAUCAAUGGGUCACACCUUUGAUCGACUUAGCCUAUAAGAAAAAAUCGUUAAAUGACGAUGAUUUGCCUACGCUUCCUCCAGAGUUCCGUGGUCAUAACUUGUAUUAUAUCUUCGGCGCAACAAGAGGCAAAAGUCUGAUGAAACGCAUUAUAUUAGUCAAGAAAAAUGCUUUUAUCAUUCAGUUCAUUUUGGCUAUUUUUACUUCAUUGGCAUAUUAUGCUCCUGCAUUUUUCGUCAAUCAAUUAUUACAAUUGAUUGAGAAAAUGAACGGCGUGAAAGACAGCGAAUCUCUUAGGAAAGGCUUUGUCAUUGUAGCUUUCUUAGGAAUUACUAUCUUUACUUUGGGUUUAAUGGUUGGACAACUGUGGUACUAUGCCUCUUCAUGUGUAGAGGUGCCUAUUAGGGCUAUGUUGAACAUCGAAAUUUAUCGUAAAACAUUACGCCGCAGAGAUCUGGCCGUAGAAUCGCCCAAGGUAGAAGAGGAUGGGAAAGAUGACAAGAAAAAUGAAAACAAAGAAGAGCAGUCUGUUCAGAAUAAAGACGAUGUCAGCUCAACAACGGGUACUAUCGUAAACUUGAUGAGUACAGAUUCGAAACGUGUGUCAGAAUUCAGUGUUUGGUGGUUUUCUCUAAUAGCUGCUCCCACCGAAUUGACGGUUGGUAUCUACUAUUUGUACAAAUUACUUGGUAAAUCCUGCUUUUUGGGUUUAUUGGUGAUGAUUAUUGUUUUGCCCUUAAAUCAUUACAAUGCAAAGAUGUUUGCACGAACUCAAGACAAAUUAAUGGAAGCUCGCGAUAAACGUAUUGCGCUGAUGAAUGAAGUUUUGCAAGGCAUCCGCCAAAUUAAGUUUUUUGCUUGGGAGAACAAUUGGGAGAAACGGAUCAUGGAAGCUAGAAAACUCGAAUUACAUCAUAUUGGCAUUACUUAUCUCUCAGAAGUUUUGUUUACUUUCUUGUGGCAAGGCUCACCUAUUCUCGUCACUCUGAUUUCCUUCUGGUCGUUCACCAAGAUUGAAGGACGUGAUUUGACCGCACCCAUCGCCUUCACAGCCAUUACUGUUUUCAAUGAAUUAAGAUUCGCAUUGAAUGUAUUGCCUGAAUGCAUGAUCUGGGGUUAUCAAGCAUUGAUUAGUGUUAGACGUAUUGAAACUUACCUUACUGAGGUCGAAAUUGAUCCUCCUAAUCCUGAAGAUAAUAUGCUCCGACAGAGCAACAGCAGUGAUUCAAUCACCAUCGCUUUCGAAAACGCUACAGUAGGCUGGAGUAAAGAAAGCUAUUCUGAUGACCCAACAGUUAACAAUGCCACCAUGUCCAGUAGUUUCGUUUUGAAAGAUUUGAAUAUUGAAUUCCCCAAUGGACAGCUCAGUUUGAUCAGUGGAUCAACUGGUUCGGGGAAGACAUUGCUGAUGCUAAGUUUGUUGGGUGAAGCUAUCAUUAUUGAAGGAAAAGUUCGCUGUCCUCGUCAACCUAUCACAGAUACAGUUUAUGAAGAUUUUGAUACGCUAAAAGAUGUGGACUCUAAAAAUUGGCUACUGCCGUAUGCUGUUGCGUAUGUGUCACAAGUUGCUUGGCUACAAAAUGCGUCCAUUCGCGACAAUAUCCUGUUUGGACUGCCUUACAUCGAAUCUCGUUACAAACAAACAAUCUACGCUUGUGCGUUGAAUAAGGAUCUAUCAAUUUUAGAAGAUGGGGAUUUAACGGAAAUUGGCGAAAAAGGUAUCACAUUAUCUGGUGGUCAAAAAGCUCGUGUGUCAUUAGCCCGUGCGGUCUACUCUCGGGCCCAGAACGUGCUUAUGGAUGAUGUUUUGAGUGCGGUUGAUGCGCAUACUGCCAAACAUUUGUAUGAGAAAUGCUUGCUGGGUCCCUUAAUGAAAGACCGUACGCGUAUCUUGAUCACUCACCAUGUGAGUCUUUGCUUGAAGGGUUGCAGUUAUAUUGUUCAUAUUGAUAAUGGACGUGCCAGUUUCGUUGGAGCCCCUAAUGUCUUACAACGCUCUGAAGGCUUUGCCUCUAUUGUUGAUGAAAAUGAAGAAGAUACUAUAGAAGAAGAGGAAUCUGCAGCAGAAGAACAGAGUGUGGAAGGAACAUUAGCCUUAGAUUCCAACGAAGCAAAUCUAAGUGAUAACGCAACUAAAAAGCCACGUGCGUUGAUUGAAGAUGAGACAAAAGCUACUGGUAUGGUCAAAUUGCGUCUUUAUAGUAUGUACAUACGUAUGGUGGGUAGCCCAAUCUUCUGGUUUAUUAUGGCAGCAUUAGUGUUGGGUUCUCGUGGCUUAGACAUUACUGAAAGCUGGUGGAUCAAAAAGUGGUCCAACUCUUACACAAGUCAAGUAGCCGAUAAUGAUCUGGCUAGCUUCCAACAGCAUCAAACGAUCGUUCCCUCCACCAAACCCAUGUAUGCCUUUCCGAUGAUAAUAUCUUCCACUUCUGACACGCUCAACAACAGUGAUAUUGUCACUGAAUCGACGUCCGUUGAUUUGAACUAUUAUCUCAGUAUUUAUUGUUUGAUUACUCUCAGCAAUAUCAUCGUUGGUAGUGCUCGUUUUGCAGUGCUCUUUUGGGGUGUUCUGGCCGCGAAUAGAUCACUUUAUGCAGAGCUUUUGCACCGCGUGUUUCGUGCACCCCUCAGGUUUUUUGAUACCACACCUGUUGGCCGUAUCCUUAACCGUUUCUCCAAGGACUUCGAAACCAUCGACUCAAGUAUACCCAAUGAUCUCAUGAAUUUUGUCAUUCAAUGGGUUAUUAUCAUUUCCAGUAUGUUUACUGUCGGCUCCGUCUUACCCAUUUUCCUACUUCCUAUGGUGGUUGUAGCUGCUGUCAAUAUUUGGUUGGGUGUUAAGUUUGUAUCAGCAUCCCGUGAACUCAAACGUAUGGAUUCAGUUACUCGUUCACCCCUAUUCAGCAAUUUCACCGAAACAAUCAUUGGUAUUUCUACAAUUCGCGCCUACGGUGCAACACGUAGAUUUUUACGUGAAAUGUUGGGUUACAUUGAUAUCAAUGCCCGGCCUUAUUAUUACGCAUGGAUUGUAAAUCGUUGGAUCAGUAUUCGAUAUGCAUUUACUGGUGCUGUGAUAAACUGCUUUACAUGUACUAUCAUCCUAUUGAGUGUCAGUGAAACGAUGAAUGCUUCCCUUGCUGGAUUCUGUCUUAGCUUUGUAUUACUUUUUACAGAUCAGAUGUUCUGGGGUAUCCGUCGUUAUACUAGUCUUGAGAUGAGUUUCAACGCAGUUGAACGAGUCGUCGAGUUCAUGGAGAUGGAUCAAGAAGCACCGUCUAUUACUGAAUUAAGACCACCCGCCGAAUGGCCGAGUAAAGGUGCAGUCGAAGUAAAGGAUUUAGAGGUCAGAUAUGCUGCUGAUCUGGAGCCAGUUUUGAGAGGCAUUUCAUUCAAUAUCAAACCGCAAGAAAAAGUUGGUGUUGUUGGUAGAACCGGCAGCGGUAAAUCAACUCUUGCUUUGUCCUUCUUCAGGUUUGUAGAAGCUUCACGAGGAUCAAUAACUAUUGACGGUAUCAAUAUCAAAGAUCUUGGAACAGAAGAUCUACGAUCCAAUUUGACUAUUAUCCCUCAGGAUCCAACCUUAUUCUCGGGUUCACUACGUUCCAAUUUGGAUCCAUUUGAUCAAUUUUCAGAUGAAGAAAUUUUCGUAGCGCUACGACGUGUACAUUUAUUACCUACCAAAAUGGCUACUGUUGCCUCUGAAACAGCAGACGCAUCAGAACCUUCAGUCGAUACCCUUGUUUCUGAUUCAACCUUGGAUGAAGUUAAUGUUAAUGUCUUCCAGGAUUUAAGUACAGCUGUAACAGAAGGUGGUAAGAACUUCUCCCAAGGUCAAAGGCAAUUGCUUUGUUUAGCUCGUGCUAUUUUGAAACGUAGCCGUAUUGUUAUUAUGGAUGAAGCCACAGCCAGCGUAGAUUUUGAUACGGAUAAAGCGAUUCAGAAAACCAUAUCUACAGAGUUUGCGUCUGCUACCAUUUUGUGUAUUGCUCAUCGUCUACAUACUGUAAUUGAAUACGACCGUAUAUUAGUGCUGGACAAAGGAGAGAUCGUCGAAUUCGACAACCCGUUGACCUUGUUAGAAAACUCAGAAUCUGCAUUCUAUAAGAUGUGCCGUAACUCUGGAGAAUUUGAAAGUUUACUCGCCUUGUGUAAAGUCAAACAUGAAUUAGUCGAUGUAUCUAGCUCUUAA